Messenger RNA from Rhinopithecus roxellana (golden snub-nosed monkey), 8030 nucleotides. RefSeq names its product interleukin 31 receptor A (gene IL31RA). Gene Ontology annotation, molecular function: cytokine binding; cytokine receptor activity. Gene Ontology annotation, biological process: cytokine-mediated signaling pathway. Gene Ontology annotation, cellular component: signaling receptor complex; external side of plasma membrane. The transcript is spliced from 15 exons. Lineage: Eukaryota; Metazoa; Chordata; Mammalia; Primates; Cercopithecidae. The record is from RefSeq and is a predicted model, not a curated record. Bases 129 to 2336 code for a protein of 735 amino acids.
CCAGAUUGUUCUUCCUGUCCUGACUUGUGCUGUGGGAGUUGGAGUUGCCUUUGAUGCAAAUCCUCUGAGCCAGCAGAACAUCUGCGGAACAUCUCCUGAUAUGUGAAGCCUUCGUGGUUAACCUGUGGAUGAUGUGGACCUGGGCACUGUGGAUGUUCCCUUUACUCUGCAAAUUCAGCCUGUCAGCUCUGCCAGCUAAGCCUGAGAACAUUUCCUGUGUCUACUACUAUAGGAAAAAUUUAACCUGCACUUGGAGUCCAGGAAAGGAAACCAGUUAUACCCAGUACACAGCUAAGAGAACUUACACUUUUGGAAAAAAACAUGAUAAUUGUACAACCAAUAGUUCUACAAGUGAAAAUCGUGCUUCGUGCUCUUUUUUCCUUCCAAGAAUAACGAUCCCAGAUAAUUAUACCAUUGAGGUGGAAGCUAAAAAUGGAGAUGGUGUAAUUAAAUCUGAUAUGACAUAUUGGAGAUUAGAGGACAUAGCGAAAACUGAACCACCUGAGAUUUUCAGUGUGAAACCAGUUUUGGGCAUCAAACGAAUGAUUCAGAUUGAAUGGAUAAAGCCUGAGUUGGCGCCUGUUUCAUCUGAUUUAAAAUAUGCACUUCGAUUCAGGACAGUCAAUAGUACCAGCUGGAUGGAAGUCAACUUCGCUAAGAACCGUAAAGAUACAAACCAAACCUACAACCUUAUGGGGCUGCAGGCUUUUACAGAAUAUGUCGUAGCUCUGCGAUGUGCAGUCAAGGAGUCAAAGUUCUGGAGUGACUGGAGCCAAGAAAAAAUGGGAAUGACUGAGGAAGAAGCUCCAUGUGGCCUGGAACUGUGGAGAGUCCUGAAACCAACUGAGGUGGAUGGAAGAAGGCCAGUGCGGUUGUUAUGGAAGAAGGCAAGAGGAGCCCCAGUCCUAGAGAAAACACUUGGCUACAACAUAUGGUACUUUCCAGAAAAUAACACUAACCUCACAGAGACAGUGAACACCACUAACCAGCAGCUUGAACUGCAUCUGGGAGGCGAGAGCUAUUGGGUGUCUAUGAUUUCUUAUAAUUCUCUUGGGAAGUCUCCAGUGACCACCCUGAGGAUUCCAGCUAUUCAGGAAAAGUCAUUUCGGUGCAUUGAGGUCAUGCAGGCCUGCCUUGCUGAGGACCAGCUAGUGGUGAAGUGGCAAAGCUCUGCUCUAGACGUGAACACUUGGAUGAUUGAAUGGUUUCUGGACACGGACUCAGAGCACCCCACUCUUUCCUGGGAAUCUGUGUCUCAGGCCACGAACUGGACGAUCCAGCAAGAUAAAUUAAAACCUUUCUGGUGCUAUAACAUCUCUGUGUAUCCAAUGUUGCACGACAAAGUUGGCGAGCCAUAUUCCAUCCAGGCUUAUGCCAAAGAAGGCAUUCCAUCAGAAGGUCCGGAGACCAAGGUGGAGAACAUUGGUGUGAAGACGGUCACGAUCACAUGGAAAGAGAUUCCCAAGAGUGAGAGAAAGGGUAUCAUCUGCAACUACACCAUCUUUUACCAAGCUGAAGGCGGAAAGGGAUUCUCCAAGACAGUCAACUCCAGCAUCUUGCAGUAUGGCCUGGAGUCCCUGAAACGAAAGACCUCUUACACAGUUCAGGUCAUGGCCAGCACCAGUGCUGGGGGAACCAACGGGACCAGCAUAAAUUUCAAGACAUUGUCAUUCAGUGUUUUUGAGAUUAUCCUUAUAACUUCUCUGAUUGGUGGAGGCCUUCUUAUUCUCAUUAUCCUGACGGUGGCAUAUGGUCUCAAAAAACCCAACAAAUUGACUCACCUGUGUUGGCCCAGUGUUCCCAACCCUGCUGAAAGUAGUAUAGCCACAUGGCGUGGAGAUGAUUUCAAGGAUAAGCUAAACCUGAAGGAGUCUGAUGACUCUGUGAACACAGAAGACAGGAUCUUAAAACCAUGUUCCACCCCCAGUGACAAGUUGGUUAUUGACAAGUUGGUGGUGAACUUUGGGAAUGUUCUGCAAGAAGUGUUCACAGAUGAAGCCAGAACGGGUCAGGAAAACAAUUUAGGAGGGGAAAAGAAUGAGUACGUGACCCACCCCUUCAGGCCUGACUGUCCCCUGGGGAAAAGUUUUGAGGAGCUCCCAGUUUCACCUGAGAUUCCUCCCAGAAAAUCCCAAUACCUACGUUCGAGGAUGCCAGAAGGGACCUGCCCGGAAGCCGAAGAGCAGCUUCUCAUUUCUGGUCGAAGUCUAGAAAGUCUAGCACCAGACCAUGUGUGGGAGGCAGCGGCCCCAAAUCCGUAUUUGAAAAAUUCAGUGACAACCAGGGAAUUUCUUGUGUCUCAGAAACUUCCAGAGCACACCAAAGGAGAAGUCUAAAUGCGACCGUAGCAUGAGACCCUCAGGGCCUCAGUGUGGAUGGCCUUUGCCAGAGAAGAUGUCAAGACUCAGCAUGCAGCGCUUGCUUGGCCCCGCCACAUCCUGCCUGGGUUAAAGUCUCCCCUGCCCUUGAGCUGCCAGUUGAACUUGGUCGGCACAGGUGUGACCUUGUGCUAGGAAGAAGGGAUGGUGAUAAGCCCAAGUUUUGGAAAGGAACAGCAAUCUCUUUUCUUUUGCUCAGAUACCAAGCUCUCACAGAAGCUGUGCCUCCUGACAGAUUGGCUUUGGAGGAAGGGCCCAGGUUCUGAGCCCAAAGGACCCCCAAGGUGGACAUACCUGGCCUCCUAGGAAUUGGGUCAUGGUGCCAGCCUUUGCUGGGGCUACGCCUCAGAGUUCCAGAAGGCCUUUCCCUGCUGCCAGAGGACAGUUGUUUUGUUGGCUCUUGGGUGGUUUGGGCUCUGAGCUUCCCCUACGAGGUAGCCCUAAAGCCUUCAUCUCUCCCCACAGUUGGGGCUGGAGGUGGAGUGGACCUUCCUAAGGGGGUGCCUGAGGCUCCUCACAUCCUCUUAGAUCUCAAGUGUCUGUAGCAACACCACACCUGAGAAUCCUCACCCCCAAUUUACAGUGCAUUGACUAAAAAAUCAAGGAAUGGGGAGGGCCCUGGGGAAUGCACGCUGCCGGGCACAGCUCUGCUCAGUCUCCAGGGGCCACUUCCCAGCUGCUGCUGCCCUUCUAUUCAGCACCCAGCCUGGGAGCAGAAAGGCACCUGACAUUGCAGUGGUUGUCAGUAUGAGGGGACGCUGGCCCCUCAUACUGGCUCAGAGCACAGGAAUGCUUACUGAACAUAUCCUUAAAAGGCCUCUUCCCAGAAGCAGCAGGGCAGGGCCUGGGAAUAUGCAAUGCUUAGCAACUUUGCAACCCCAACAGGAGGACUUCUUCUCCUUUGCUCUAGCUAAGCACAGAGCUUGUGACUAUUUAGUGGAGCCUUUCAUAGAAGUGUGGAUUGCUGGCUUCAGCACUGAGAUGCUACUGGGCUCCUCCUGUAACUACAGUGACAGAGUCAGCUGUGACUCCCUUGACCUUUGUGGGAGGUCACUAGGAGCCUGGUGAGAUCAGGGCAGGCGAGACAAUGAGUGAGUGGUCCAAGGUGUAGUGAACCCAUCACUUGCCAGCCAGGAAGGCUGAUGGUAUUUUUUCUAGGUGAGUGUGAGGAAUCAGUACUAGGAUUGCAGGCGUCAACUUUGCAAGCCACCCACUCAGGUGUGCAAAACAUCACUUUACUUUCCUAAAACUAAUUGCUAGCCUGAGACCUGAAACUUCAAAGUAACCUCAGCCCAGUGUGAUGAUUUUGGAGUUGCCUUGGGUUUGUGACUCAGUCACAUUUGGGAUUUUGCCCUCCCCUGUCCUGCCUGGGACUGGCUCUGAGUGCCGAGGAUGUUCAAUGGUGCAGCAUCUGUCGGGCAGUCGGUCACUCAGUGGGGUCCUCUGGGUCAUGUAUUUGUCCGGCUGCAGUUUUGACUCUGGCCUCGUGUAUUUACUAUGGUCCCUCCGGUCCCUGUUGGGUCACCUGCCAUUCACCUUAGCCAAUUGCUGCCUCGUUGCUGUGGGUACAGGAAGGUGUGACUGCUCUCUCAAAGCUCCGUCCUCAUUAACAUCUCCAGCGGCUGCAGCCAUCCCCCAACCACCCCACCCAGGACUCGGUACUCCUGGUUUACAGAACACUGACUUCUGGCACAGCAAGGAAUGAGGGAGGCCCUAGGCAGGCCACUGGGGAACAGGACUCUAGGGCAAUGCCCCGACCCUUUGUCCUGCACUCAGGUCCAGGUGUAGGAAGGGACCAAACAAAAGGGAUGCAUCCUAUUCUCACGCCGCCCCUGAUGUCUGCUCUCCCUGUUCUCCACCCCUUCUGCGGUGUGGGCUCUUCUGUGAGCCCACUGUCCCCAGAGUUCCAGAUGGAGCCUUUGGCCACCCCACCUCCGGAUUCGUGAACGUAUGGGGAGAUUCUAGCCUUGCCUCCUGUCUUGGUCCGAGGAUGGGGGAGGGCACAGGUACUCCCACAGCUGUUCUUUCAACCCUCCUGCCCACCCGUAGUUGGGGGAAUUUUCUCAAAUUCUGUGGGAGGUGGGUGAGAAGAGAGCCUGGAAUUAGUUUUCACAAACUUGUCUGUCUCACACCUGGAUGUAGAUGAAGCUUUUGAACCUAAAAUCUAAGAAUUUGAUAGGAGAGAAAAUGGAUUCCCAGUGGCUCCUGUGAGUGGAUUCCAGAGAUAAGUACGUUGCCCUCUGGCCUCUGCUCCUUCAUCAUCAAAGCCGGAAGCGUCUCCUGCUGGACAAUUUGCAAAUCCCCACCCAGGCUUUCCUGUUUCAUUUCUUCUUUCCUUUCUCUCCUCUUGCCCCUAUCUUCUGCUUUGUUUUCCCCACUGCCAGAGCUUCUCAUCUUUCAACACUUCCUAUUUUUUUUCUUGUUUCUUUUCAUUCCUUUCUCCCCUUCCAUCAGCCUCCUGUGAUCAUUUUCCAUGGUUUUAUUACCUUUGAGGGGUGGGAAGAUGGUGUCUCUGUUUCUCUCUAGAUGGGAGGAGCUGUUUCUGUGAGUCCCCAAAACGCACUGGUGGGCCACACACUUAGCUCUCUUGAGCAGAUUCACAGGAUGCGGGCCUCAGAGUUCAGAGCACUGGUUUCUUCCUCUCCUGGAUUGAGUCACCAGUUGUCCCAGCUCUGGGCACCCGGGAUUGCCUCUGUGACUGGAGAAGGCCAUCUGUGUUUUCCCUGUUUACUGUCAGAGACAUUGUGAGGACACAAACAGGAAGACUUAUGUUUUAGCAAGGGCAUUAAAAAUGGAUAAAAUUCCUGUUAACCAGUUUUCUGAGUCCCUGGGAUCCACGCAGACAGCUAGGUUAGUGGCCUUUAACAGUAAGAGCAGAAAAUUUUUAAAGAAUGACAGAGAAGCCAAUCUGUGGCUUAAAUAAAAAGACCACAAGUUCCUUCUGGAGUCUUGGGAGGCAGCGGUGUGAAAACAGCAUGCAAGGGUCUGGAGGAGGCAGGAGAUGGGGAGAAAUGAAAAAGGAGAGGCCCCCAGCAUGGAUCCCUCCGGCCACUCUGCUGAUGCUCCGUGUGCAAGGAAAGCCUGUGCUGGCCAGUCCACCCCAGUCUCAUUCUGUCCCCAUUUUACGCAUGCCCCUAGUUACUCCUGCUGCAGCAGGCACCCUGCCGCCCAGGGCAGUGGCCCACAGGCCAAAUCCAGGCCCUGUUUUUGUAGGUUCAUGAACUAAAAGCCACAAUGACCUGUUUAGAUGGUUGAAAACAAAAAGAAUAACAUUUUGUGACAAGAGGACUCCAUGAAAUUCACAUUUUAGUGUUGACAAAGUAUAAUGGGAACACAGCCAUGCCCAUCCUUGACCUAUUCCCUGUGGCGGCUUGCCCCUACAAAGGCAGAGUUUAGUUUCAGCAGAGUUUUUCCCACAAAGCCGAAAACAUUUAUCCUUUGCAGAAAAAAUUUGUGGACAAUUUUUUGUGGGGUACGGUGGACGCCUACCGUAACCCACAGACGUGAAACUCAGACUGCCACUGUGUUUCAACUUUGAAUUAGCUGCAGAUGAAAAAGAAAUCAGGAUAUGUCAUUCUGAAUUUCCGACCAAAUAGGGACUGCCUUCUUUGAAGGGCCCACACACACUUACUGGUUUCCCACCAGCCCUCCUAAAUUCCUGUCCCCUUCCCAUAGCUAAGGUUGAGAGUUGGUGGCUUACACCAGUGGUUUUUCAACGGGAGUGAUUUUGACCCCCAGCCUCCAAACCUCAGGCAUUUGGUGAUGCCUGGAGAUAUUUUUGAUUGUCACUACUGGGAAGGUGCUACUGGCAUCUAGUGGGUAGAGGCCGGCAAUGCUGGAAAUCAUCUUACAAUGCGCAGACCAGCCCUCAUGACAAAAAAUUAUCUGGCAGAAAUGUCAGCGGAGGCUGAGAAGUCCUGGCCUGAACUACCUUCUGCCUUCUAGAUCCACACACAGCAUUCGCAUGGGUGAGACUCACCUCUAGGUGUCCCCUCUUUUUUCUAAUUUAAAAUUUGUUUUAAAUUCAACUUUACAACAAUAAUCCCAAGAGUUUUAAAUAGCAAUUAUUUGUCAUGCUUAAUUAAUUCCCGACGUGAUCUGUGUGCACCUGUACACAUUUUCAACUAAUUGCAAAUCAUACUGAAUACAUUAUGUUCUCCCUUUACUUUCAGUUAUUUCAUAUAUAAAAAUUCAUGCAUGAGCAAAGCAUUUUGAAUGUCCACGAAGAACCCCAUGGCAUGCCGGCAUGGUGUGAUUUGCUAAGGCAUCCCUUGGUCGAUAGGAUUCGUUUAAAGUCCUCCUAGUAUAGAGUGCAAUGCAAUACACAUUUAUCUUUUCUCACCUUUGUCCUGUCUCUUUGGGGCUGUUUUUUCAAAAGUGGAAUUGCUGGGUCAGAAUUUUAUGGUUGUCACAUUUUGCAUGACUGUGUCGCAUCAAAGGUUAUACUGAUUUACAGUAUCACCAGACAUGUCUGACGGAUCCUUUGUCCUUUUCCACUGAGAAUCAGCUGUCUACCACUCUGAACUUGAUUUUGUCAAUUUAUCGGGAAUAGUUAAUGAAACUUUAUAGUUAUUUGUGUUCCUUUAAUCCUCGUGAAGCUAAACUUUUCCCAUUUUUAUUUUAUUGUUGCCAUGUCCCGGAGUUGACAUUACAGAAUGUUCUCUGCCUCCAUGCUCCUGGGGGCAUUGAGAGACCAGCUGAGUUGCUAGAAAUAAGAGGGACUCAAUAGGCCCUUAGCACAGAGGGUGGACUUUGCCACUUGGUGGACUUUUAAAAUACUUGUUUUUGUAGGGCAUUUGAAAAAGAAAUUUCACACUGGUGUAUUUUGUUAAUUGUUUAUAUGUAAAUGUUGAUUAUUGACAAGCCUACCUGUAAUCAAAAUAUGUAGUGUGGUCAGUGUCUUGCACUCUUAUUGUGGUGGGGGGGGGUGGUCCUGAAGAGUGGAGUAUGACUAAGGAUAACAGCAGUCCUCAUUCCCUCUGGACACUGGAGUCAGUGAGGAGAGAGUUUGCUCUGAAGCACAAACAGCUACAAUCUAUGCUCGAAGAGUCCCCCGGCCACACUAGCCCUUGACAUAGAGCUCUAUGCAGGGCUGUCCUGCCCAAAACGCUUGCUGUGUGCUGAUGAGAAGGGCUGGGGAGAGGCGAGGGCCAGGGGAGGGGCAGAACUCCACAAGAGGGCAAAACCUGCUGUCAGCAACGCUCUUGUGGCUGUUCAGGGGAAGUGAGAUACAUGUACUAUGCAUUUCAUUUUUAGGAAUAGAAUUCUCUCUUCCUGCCCAACUUCAAUAUAAGUGUGGACUAAAAUGCCAGAAAGGUGCCCUGUGGUCUGCACUUGAAAGUAGAAAUAAAAAUAUGCAAACUAGAAAGGACAUGCAGAGUUUUCCAACUAGGAAGACUGAGUCUGUGGCCCCAAGAGAACCAUCUCUGAAGACUGGGUAUGUGGUCUUUUCCACACAUGGACCACCUACGGAUGCAAUCUGUGAUGCAUGUGCAUGAGAAGUCUGUUAUAAAGUAGAAUAUGAAAACAUAGUUAUGCUAAUAGGAACAGCUUUUAAAAUGCUUUUGUAUUUGGGCCUUCCAUACAAAAAAGCCAUAAUACCAUUUUCAUGUAAUGCUAUACUUCUAUACUAUUUUCAUGUAAUGCUAUACU